Rhizoctonia solani is the source of this 306-nucleotide messenger RNA. Its product is annotated as Retrotransposable element Tf2 protein. NCBI's taxonomy places the organism in Eukaryota, Fungi, Basidiomycota, Agaricomycetes, Cantharellales, Ceratobasidiaceae. The record is from RefSeq and is a predicted model, not a curated record. The transcript has a single exon. The coding region runs from base 1 to 306 and encodes 101 amino acids. Gene Ontology annotation, molecular function: nucleic acid binding. Gene Ontology annotation, biological process: DNA integration.
AUGCAUGUAUGGAAACUUCACGGGUUACCAGUGAAAACAGUAUUGGACAGGGGAACUAUGUUCACAGGGAAAUUUCUCAGGGCCCUUUACAAACAACUAGGCAUCAAACCAGCCUUCUCUUCAGCCUAUCACCCAGAAUCAGAUGGACAGACAGAACAAGUCAACCAGUUCAUUGAGUUCUACCUGAGGUCAUACAUCACUGUGGACCACUCAGAUUGGGCAACAUGGCUCCCCCUAGCAGAAUUUGCCUACAACAAUGCAAAGCACCCUGCCACCAGGAAAACCCCAUUUGAAUUGGUGUCCUAG